Molecule: messenger RNA, 3697 nt
Organism: Schistocerca gregaria
Lineage: Eukaryota; Metazoa; Arthropoda; Insecta; Orthoptera; Acrididae
Exons: 7
Coding region: 364-3657 (1097 amino acids)
Source: RefSeq, a predicted model, not a curated record
GCAUCAUUUAAUUAUACGUUCUCGCAAUCUCUCUCACAAGUCGAUGAGUGUCAGUUACCGUUUGAACUGUAGAUUCAUCAAUAGGCAGGCAUUCUGCUAACCGACUGCGAUUGCAUACAUCGACGGAAAUUUGAGACAGAUGGAGAACUUUUGGCGCCUACAAUAUUAACUUGCUUGUACGUGAGAGUUUCUGCGAAUGCAGCUCCUAUUUCGAGAGUCGCAGCUACACAAAUCUUUCCGAUCAGAGGAAACAAGAUAUCAGCCUACAUAACCUGACGGUGUGCGGCGUGAAAAAUUGAAAAGGAGGACAGCAGAUUCUGGACUGUAAAAGGAUCAGCAACAACGGGCCUUUAAGGACAAAGAAUGGUCAGACUCCUGGACAUAACAAGUGCCGUGGCGAAGUCCACCGAUGACGAGUCUGUCGCCUUGGAAUACAACAGGAGAGCACAUGCUUCAGGAGAAGGGGACAGGUACGAGGAGCGCAUGCUAGCCUUGGUCUUCCUACGCUGCUUGAAGCGCAGGCUGCUCUUCCAGUUGUCGGCCAACAAUGGCGAUGCAGGCAGGUUCGACGACUUGGUGCUGGUGUGGCGACCUAAGGAAGACACAAAGGCGGACAUCCUGCUAGUGCAAAUCAAACACAAGAUCUCCCUCAAUAACAUGCGCAUUAGCAGUAAACAGUGGUUGUCUGAGGAUCCUAAACGCAACUUUGGGAUCAGGGAGUACUGUGCCUCCUAUGUAAAAGUUAGAGAGUCACUUAAGAUGGACAGGGUCACAUUUGUGUUGCUGACAAAUGCCUUUCUGGGAGAAAGUGGAGAUAACAUAUUUGUGAGCCAGGAUGUGGACAGUGUCCCAGGGCUAGAGCUGCUACACGCUGGUGGUGACCUCUACAAGCUCAACUGGGACAACCCACAGGUGCAGAAGGCAGUGCGUCGAGACCCCAGCUUCGUGAAUCAUUUCUACUUGUUGUGCAAGCAGAGGGAUUGGGAGGAGAUUACGGACAACAUUUAUGGGGAGCUGGAAGAGCUGCUCGGUAUGGGUGGCCUCCUAUGCGAAUCCAUCUCUGAUAGUUUGUGUAAGAAUCUCCGGCAGUGGAUGAACAAGGAGAAUGUGUGUUUGACAGGUGGCUGGAGCAAGUGGCAGAAAAUUGUAGACGAAUACAUCAGGAAGGAGGUGACACUGUGCAGGUCGGUGACCACCAGACUCAAGUACUGCAGUGUGGAAGAGGUUCGAGGCUACAUAGAGUCCUCUAACCCUGCGUGGGUGAGGCCUCCAGAAACGGGAUCUGCAGCUCUCUCUGCUACAAAGAUCCACCAAGCACUGGCUCUCGAAUCACACAUCAUGGUGGUUGUGGAGCAGUUCAGAGAGCUGGAACACCAGAUUCUUCGCUGUUGGGGACCAUUUUGCAGAUGGUUGGUGAUUGUAGACGAUGAUAAGGAAGACAGUCCUAUCAUUUUGGAUGAGCUGGUAAGCCAGAUAGAAGAUGAGCGGCGUCUCGUGAUUGCGUCAUCGCGGGGAAUUAACUGCUUCGACGACAAAUACAAAUCAUCUGACGUCUCCGAUGACACCUGGGAUGAUUGCCUGGACAUCAAAGUCAGACUAAACGGGGACAGCUACGAAUGCCACCUGCGGGACCUGGUGGCAGGAGUCGAUGCUCUCAAGUCACUGCUGGACGAAAAGCCGGCGCUCUUGCUGGCUCUGGCACGGCUGUCGCAACCUCUGAGGAUGGGCCGGGAGCUGGAAACGCUGCCUGCACACUACGUAACAAGGGAGUUGGCGGACCAGAGGCUGCUGACGGACGAGUUCUUCUCGUCUCUGGGUGGGAUUCAUGAGUAUGAAAGUAAACAGCGAAAAGUCCAGCUCGAAGCAAUGGACACUGGUAGGAACAGAGUGAUCGUGGUGGGGGGACCCGGAACGGGAAAGUCGAAGAUGCUGUCAUAUGUGGCAAAGAAAAUAAAAGAAAGGGCCCCUGCAUGUUGGCUAUUAAGAGUUAAUCUUUUGGAUUUUUACACGGUUUUAGAGCACAGUGAUAGCGACGAGAAAGCUGUGGAAGGCAUCUUAGGGCGGUCAGUGUUUAGUGAGGGCGAGUUUGGUGACCUGGAAUACGCACUACUUCGCUACAAUCUGCGAGAGUCCCCAAGAGUGGUCUGUCUCGUGGAUGGCUUCGACGAGGUGUGCCCAGAUUACAUCAGAAGGUGUCUCGGGGUGUUGCCUCUGCUGUCACCAAGCGAGGGCAAGCUUCUGGUGACGACGAGGCCAGAAACUGUCAAGCUCUUGAAGGCUCAGAUGGGUGUGAAUGCACAUUCUCUGGAGCGUUUCAGUAACUUAGAGCUAACAGAAUUCUUCAGACGCCACUCCUCGAGGGGAAACAUCCAACGUUUCCUUCGUCUUAAGCAGAACGUAAGGAAUCUACUGAGAACGCCUCUAUUUGCUGAAAUGUUUGCAAAUCUGUCCCAGGAAUUAGGUGAGAAAUACGACAUUGUGACUCUGUACGAAGCUUUCUUCCGAAAUAAAUUCAGGAGGCUUUAUGAGGAAAAGUGUGGUGACAACUUUUCCGCUCCUGGGAAGAAGAGAGAAGUGGAGGAGGCACUGAAUAAGCACGAGGAACAGUUGAUGCCCCUCGCAGCAUCCGUUCUGUUGCGCGGUCCGGACAUACCGGCAAAGCCGUCAUUCAAUAGGGACUACUUUGUGAAAGCCGGAAUUGUGUACGAGUUUGCCGAUGGGAAGCCCGCGUUUCUGCAUAGGACGUUCGCCGAGCACUUCCUCGCCAAAUGGUGUUUCCUCGGGGAUGGAAAGCAGAGUCGUGCGGCACUGUACCGCAAGGCCUACGUGCGCAAUCGACUCGAGUUCUUUGUGGAGUCCUUCAACCGCAGGGCAGUGAGGGGUCGGCCGCUGCUGGAGGCUGUACUGGACGGCGACCAGGGCAAGGUGCAGGCGCUGAUGGCCGAGGGUGCCGACCCCGGACAGACAGACGAGUGCGGGCGCAACGCACUGCAUCUGACCGCAGCCACCGAUACGGUAGGCUGCGGUGGGGUCUUCUCCAUCUCUGUGCUGCGGCGACUGUGGGGAGACGCUUGGAAGGCCACGUUGUCUGCUGUGGACGGCCUGCUGGGGUGGACUCCUGUGAGGUACGCCGCUGAGGGUGGACGCUGGUUAGCCUUGUACAAGCUGCUGUUCGAUGGCGGUGACCUCAGCCACCUCGGAGACUUCCAGGUGGGGCUGCACGACCCUGUAACGUUGCAGGCCAUAUUCGAACAUUGUGGAUACUGGAUGCUGUACCAGCAUGUCAUCAAGCGGAAACAUCCCGUAAAGGAAAGUAUGGAAGAACAAGUCGAGUUUGCUGUAUCCUUGGUCGCUGCAAAGGUGCGAAGAAAAUGUCUGAAUCUCAUAUACCACAAGGCCAGGAAGAAAGGGCAUUUGACGGUGUGCACCUUCCUCCUGGCAGUUGAGAACUUGAGAAUAUCAGAAGAAGUUAUGUUUUUUGGCCAGAAGAGAGAAAGGAGCAGUUUCAGCUACAGUUUUGUCACGGAGGUUCCAGAUGGUGGCGCCACACCCCAGACAGACGUGCUGUCUUCAGUGACCACCAGUGGCAGUGGGCAGUCAGAGGCACAGAACACGAGGACAGACGAAAGUGGCAUCCACUCGUUUCUGAGCUACUGAGCCAGCCUCUCUAGACACAAAUAACGUAUCUUAUGUCAAA